Cornus florida is the source of this 1542-nucleotide messenger RNA. Its product is annotated as receptor-like protein EIX2. Lineage: Eukaryota; Viridiplantae; Streptophyta; Magnoliopsida; Cornales; Cornaceae. The record is from RefSeq and is a predicted model, not a curated record. Gene Ontology annotation, molecular function: protein binding. The transcript has a single exon. The coding region runs from base 1 to 1542 and encodes 513 amino acids.
AUGCUGCUCGACCUUCAUACCCAGCCUGAUUGGGAAAAUGAUUAUCAGCCGUUGAGAGGUAAGAUUAGUCCUUCAUUGCUUGAAUUGCAGCAUUUGAAGUAUUUGGACCUCAGUUUCAACAAUUUUACAGGGAGCCAUAUCCCAGAAUUCAUUGGUUCCUUUAGCAGUUUACAAUACCUCAAUCUUUCAUAUAAUGAUUUUGUCGGUACGAUUCCUAAUCAGUUUGGGAAUCUUUCUGAAUUGCGUUCUCUUGAUUUGGACUAUAAUGAUGAAGUGAGUGUAAAAAGUUUAGAGUGGGUUUCUCAUCUUUCUUUAUUAAGAUACCUUGAUCUGAGCUGGGUUAAUCUUAGCAAUGCAAUAGAUUGGAUGGAAGCACCCAAUAAUCUCCCUCUCCUAACGGAAUUGCACUUCAGUGUUUGUCAUCUCCCUGGUAUCAUUUCACCCCAACUUCCAUUGAUAAAUUCUUCUGCAUCGUCUCUUGUUGUCCUUGAUCUAUCCGCCAAUUCUUUCAAUUCUUCAAUAUACAGUUGGUUGUUCAAUUUCAAUACUAGUCUUGUUCAUGUAGACCUUUCUGGUAACAAUUUACAAGGUCUGAUCCCUGAUUCUUUCGGAAACUCAAAUUCCCUUGCCUAUCUUGAUCUCUCUGUCAAUCAACUUGAAGGUGGGAUUCCAAAAUCCAUUGGGAACUGUACUAGUUUACGAACAUUGAGUUUGGGUUGGAAUCAACUUGGUGGUUCACUGCCUCACAGCAUCACAAGACUUUCAUCUUUGAAGGAAUUGUAUCUUUAUGAUAAUCAAUUGAAUGGGUCUUUACCAGAUUUAACCGGAUUAUCUUCAUUGAGAGUGUUGCUUCUUUGGAACAAUCGAUUGAGUGGGUCUUUACUAGAUUUAAAAGGAUUAUCUUCAUUGAGAUCGCUGUAUCUUUCAAACAGUAGCUUGACUGGACCACUACCCAAAAGUAUUGGGCAACUUUUCAUGCUUGAAAUUUUGGACGUCUCUUCAAAUUCUUUACAAGGUACAAUCUCCGAAACCCACCUCUCAAAUCUCAACAACUUGAAGGGUUUGUUUCUGUCUGGUAACUCCCUAUCUUUAAACUUCAAUUCUGAUUGGAAUCCUCUUUUUCAACUCGAUUCCAUAGGCUUGAGGUCUUGCCAGAUGGGCCCACGUUUCCCAAACUGGCUUCUAACUCAAAACAGUUACUCUGAGCUUGACAUCUCUAAUUCUGGAAUUUCAGAUAUUGUCCCUAGGGAGUUUUGGAAUUUAUCUCCUCAACUGUCUUACAUAAAUCUCUCUUCCAACCACAUGAAUGGCAUGGUGCCUAAUUUAACGUUAUUGAAGACAGUUUUUUAUCCUGUAAUAGAUUUAAGCAUUAAUCAUUUUGAAUGUCCAAUUCCACUAUUCCCUCCCAACAUCACACUUCUGAAUCUCUCUAAAAAUAUGUUUUCUGGGUCACUUUCUUUCUUAUGCAACAUAACCAAUGAGCUUCUCAGCUUUAUUGACCUCUCAAAUAAUCGAUUAUCAGGGGAGCUUCCUGAUUGCUAG